Messenger RNA from Nestor notabilis (Kea), 1128 nucleotides. Its product is annotated as macrophage mannose receptor 1-like. The transcript is spliced from 7 exons. Bases 1 to 1128 code for a protein of 375 amino acids. NCBI's taxonomy places the organism in Eukaryota, Metazoa, Chordata, Aves, Psittaciformes, Psittacidae. The record is from RefSeq and is a predicted model, not a curated record.
AUGUACGGCAACGUGGAGCCCAACCAGGGGCAAAAGUGGGUGCUGGGGCCCAGCGACGGGGAAGAGGAGAAUCCUUACGAGCCUCUGGACCCCCUUGAGGUCACCCCAAGCCAGAAGCAUGCACCAGAGCCAGCAUGGACCAGUCCAUCACCACCAAGCCCAAAGGCCACUUGCCCCCCGUCCCCAGCUCCAUCAGGGGGGUGCUCCAAAGGGAAGCUGGUGCUGGUGGUCACCAUGGCCCUGGGGGUCUCGGUGCUCAUGAACAUCCUCUUCCUCACCAUCGGGGCGCGGCACAUUGCAGCCCUGACGGCGGAGCUGGAAGCAGAGAAGGCGAAGGUGAUGCCGAAUGUGGCCUCCCGCUCCUUCCUCCUCUACAACGAAGACCACCGCAAGUGCAUUGAGGCCAAUGGGCACCAGUUGACGGCGACAACGUGCCAGCCCGGUGCUGCCACCCAACGCUUCCAGUGGCUCCAAGGAGGCCGGUUGUGGUGCUGGGAGAGCCAACGUUGUGUCACGGCCACCCGUGGCCAAAACCUGGCCCUGGUGAGGCUGGAGCCGUGCCGGGAUGAUGCCAAACUGCAGCGCUGGGAAUGCCGGGAUGGAGGGUUGCUGGCGCUGGCUGGAUCCAACCUCUUCUUCAACUAUGGCAACAACCAGCAGCGCACGGUGAUGCUCUACACCGGGGACCGCCAGUGGAGCCGCUGGGUUGUCCAUGGGAGCAGGGAUGACGUCUGUUCCCGCUCCUGCUGCCCCCCCUGCUCCAAAGGGUGGACUCAUUUCCAGAAUUCCUGCUAUUUCUACUCCAAGACAGCCAGAUCCUGGGAGAACGCCCGGUCCUUCUGCUCGCUCCUGGGUGCUCAGCUCCUGGAGGUGGAUGGUCCUGAGGAGAAGGCUCACAUCCAGAGCAUGCUGCAAAGCUCCUCCUGGCUCGGCAUCAGGGAUGAGGAGGUGGAAGGCACCUGGAAGCGAGCAAACGGGACCAUCCUCCCCUGGGAAAGCAGCUCGUGGCACAGGAGCGAGCCCAACGGUGGGCACCAGGAGAACUGUGCAGCAGUGAGGGAGGAUGGGCUGUGGUACGACUACCCCUGCACCAGCCAGCUCCCUUGGGUGUGCGAGGGACACCCCUAA